GAUAAAUGUUUGGGUUUUAGCUAUGUUAUUGUUUGUUGUGAAAUACAUUAAAUUUGUUUUUAGUCAAUAAACUUCAACGUGAAUUUUAUUUAAUACAAUGGGCAAAAACUACUACGAAAUACUUGGUAUAACCAAGACUGCAACAAACGAUGAAAUCAAAAAAGCAUAUAAACGAAUGGCUCUUAAAUAUCAUCCAGACAAAAACGAUCAUCCUCAGGCUGCAGAGGCUUUCCAGGAGGUUGCUGCUGCAUUCGAGAUACUAUCAAAUAAAGAGAAACGUGAGAUAUAUGACAACUAUGGAGAGGAAGGCUUAAAAUCGAAUGGCAGCGACCAACCGAAUUAUGGCCAAACUUCAUCAGAUAUGUUGCCGUUUAUGUGCGCCGUUGGUGGAACAGUUUUAUUUGCAUUUGCUGCAUUUAAGACGUUCCAGUUUUUUACAAAGAAAAAGGACAAUGGGGACGACAAUGAUUCGUCUUCGGAGUAAUAAUAUUUAUCGAAUAGAAUACUCUACAUUUUGUAAAUACGAAUAGUGAUGAUUUGUUACGAAGAACAAUAAAAUGUGAUUUCUUGCUUAA
Messenger RNA from Drosophila sulfurigaster albostrigata, 575 nucleotides. RefSeq names its product dnaJ protein homolog 1-like. Gene Ontology annotation, cellular component: endoplasmic reticulum. Gene Ontology annotation, molecular function: misfolded protein binding; protein-folding chaperone binding. NCBI's taxonomy places the organism in Eukaryota, Metazoa, Arthropoda, Insecta, Diptera, Drosophilidae. The transcript has 2 exons. The record is from RefSeq and is a predicted model, not a curated record. The coding region runs from base 98 to 484 and encodes 128 amino acids.